CAUCAUACACUAUGUGUUUGUACAUAUAAGACUAAAUGGUUUUGCAUUUCAAAACAGGAUCCACCUUCCAUUGUUGAGUGAAAGUAAAACCAGACCAGUCAGAGAGCUCAGAUCCACCAGGACAACUUCUGUUUAUUAUAAUAGCUGAAAGUAUUUGCUGUGUAUCCAGUGGAACUGAGAAGUGUAUAAACCUGAGCAGUUUUGAGAUAGAGAAAAGUUAAGGAGAAGGAAAAAAAAAAGACAUGGAUGAAUAUUCUUCACCACAAGCAAAGAAAGCCAGGAGGGCUACAUCAGAUAGAAGUACUGACUUUGCAGGUGAAUCCAGCAGCCUCCUGACUGAAGAGCAGUUACAGUGUUCCAUCUGUCUGGAAGUGUUCACUGAUCCUGUCACCACUCCAUGUGGACACAGCUUCUGCAACAGCUGCCUCACACAAAGCUGGGGUAUGGGUAAACAUUAUUAUUGUCCAUACUGCAAAGAGAAAUUCACCAAGAGACCUGAACUCAAGAAGAAAGUCUCGGAUAAGCCUCAGGUUCUUUGUGACUUCUGCACUGAUGUGAAGCAGAAGGCCUUGAAAUCCUGUCUGGAUUGUGGUGUGGCUCUCUGUUCAUCUCAUUUAGAUCUUCAUAAUAAUGUUCAAAAAUAUAAGAAACACAAACUAAUAAAUGCAGUGGGGAACCUGGAGAAAUAUAUUUGCCAGAAGCAUGAGAGACCUCUGGAGAUGUUCUGUAGAGACGAUCAGAAGUGUGUGUGUCAGUUCUGUACUGUGACAGACCACAAGAAUCACAACGUUAUUCCAAUAGAGGAGGAGAGUAGAGAGAGGAAGAGUCAGCUGGGGAAAACACAGACGGAGCUGCAGCAGAUGAUCCAGGAGCGACUGAAGAAGAUCCAGGAGAUUAAUCACUCAGUAGAGCUCAGCAAAAGAAACACAGAGAAGGAGAAAUCAGACAGUAUUGAAGUCUUCACAGCUCUGAUUCGCUCCAUUGAGAGGAGUCAGGCUGAGCUGCUGGAGGUGAUGGAGAGGAAGCAGAAAGCAGCAGAGAAGCAGGCUGAAGGACUCAUUAAAGAGCUGCAACAGGAAAUCGAUGAGCUAAAGAGGAGAGACACUGAGCUGGAGCAGCUCUCACACACUGACGAUCAUCUCCACCUCCUACAGAUUUAUCCGUCACUGUGCAUCGCUCCACACACCAAGAACUGGACUGAGAUCAGGAUUAACACGGAACUGAGUGUGGAAGCUCUGAGAACGACUGUCUCUCAGCUUCAGAAGACUCUGAAUGAGAAACUCAGUGUAACUCUGAAUGAGAAACUCAGUGUAACUCUGAAUAAGAAGCUGAAGGAAAAAGUCCCCACAGAACUGAAGAGGAUUCAGCAGUAUGCAGUGGAUGUGACUCUGGAUCCUGAUACAGCUUCUCCUCGUCUCAUCUUGUUUGAUGGUGGGAAACAAGUGACGUGUGGAGACACAUGGCAGAAUUUCCCAGACACCCCAAAAAGAUUCACUAAGCAUCCAAUUGUCCUGGGAAAUCAGGGUUUCUCCUCAGGGAGGUUUUAUUAUGAGGUGCAGGUCAGCGGGAAGACUGAGUGGAUUUUAGGAGUGGCCAGAGAGUCUGUUAACAGGAAGGGGAAGAUUGCACUUACACCUCGGGAUGGAUUCUGGACUAUGGCUCUGAGGAAGGGGAAUGAGUAUAAGGCUUAUGAUGAUACCAGUAUCUCCCUCUACCUGAGAAAGAAGCCCCAGAAGGUGGGCGUGUUUGUGGAUUAUGAUCUGGUCUCCUAUGAUGUUGAGGCCAGGUCUCAUAUCUACUCUUUCACUGGUCAGUCUUUCACUGAGAAACUCUAUCCAUACUUCUGUCCUUUUGAAACUGGAAGUAAAAUGUCAGCACCACGGAUAAUCUCUCGUGUAUCAAAGACUGAAUAAGUUCUCACCUCAUCUAUUCAGUAAUGUAUGAAAUGACCAGAAUGGAAGACAUUGUGUCUCUUUUGUCAAAUUGUAAGUAAAGUUGUGUAAAUGUUUUUCGUAGGACAAACUGAAGAAAACAUUUCUGCUUUAUUAACUCUGACUUUCUUCAAACUCACCUGUGUAUGUUGAUGAAUGCCAAUCACCUGUAAAGUCCAAAUCACAUACAAAUUCCAUAAAAGAAAAAGCUCACAGAGAGCUGAAAGAAUAAACUAUGCAGAAGUACAUAACAUUCUUUCUAAUAAGCAAAUGUUUGUUUUAAAAUCUGAUUAGCAAGACGAAGCUCAGUGCUCGGAUUAGUUUCUAUCCCAUUUUGGAUAAAAAGUGCCUGCUACAUAUAUAAAUGUACAAUAUUUUCUGGUUAGCAGUGUGUGUGAGAUUUGUAUGUUCUCUGGUGGUCCAGCAAUCUCA
Molecule: messenger RNA, 2363 nt
Organism: Ictalurus punctatus (channel catfish)
Lineage: Eukaryota; Metazoa; Chordata; Actinopteri; Siluriformes; Ictaluridae
Product: E3 ubiquitin-protein ligase TRIM39
Molecular function (GO): zinc ion binding; protein binding
Source: RefSeq, a predicted model, not a curated record